AUGAUGUUUUUUAAUUUAAAUAAAGAUUCCAAUAAAAACGAUGAUUUUUCCUUGGAAAGUACAUCAAACAAUUUUGGCUCAAAAGAAAUGAAUAUAAUUUCUGAUGUUAUAAAUCGUGAUACAAAAGGUAUUCUAAAUGAUCACUUAGUAACAAGGGGAGAUAAAAUAGGAGAAGAAAAUCAUAUGAACAUAAAUUACUGUUUCUCUGAUUCUCCAUCUAAUGGUAUCGAUGAAAAAGUAAAAAAUUUGGAAAUGGAUUAUGUAUUAAAAUCUUCAAUUAAUAAAGUAGGUUCAAACAGUAUUGUCCUUUCGAAGGAUGAAGAAGAAGUUUUUUAUGGGAAUACUGAAGAUAUUUCAGUUCUAAAAAAAAAUAAUAAUAAUAAUAAUAAUAUAACGAAAUCUCAUGAAGAAACAAAUGUACAUAAUCUUGCUAUGAAAAAUGAUUCAAAUAAGGUCGAAAAUGAUAAAAUAGGAAAUAUGGUGCAAUUUAACAGAAGUAUAGUUCCUAUAAGUAAUGAUGAGUAUAUGAAACAAAAUGAAUGUCAUAUGAAUAUUUGUAAAGAUGAUAAUAUAAAUUAUGAAGAAAAGAAGGAUAAUUAUCCAAUUAAUACUAUAUCAUAUAACAAAAACUUCAAUUUCGAUGAAAUUAAUAAGAAUUCUAACAAAGAAAUGAAUAAAAAGGAACCAUUUGAUGAUGAUGUAAUAGAUAAAGAAAAGAAGAAUUUUGAGAAAUUUUCCUUUUCGAAAGGAUUUCAAAAGGAUACCCUUGAAGCAGAAGACAAAAAUCAAAUAAAUAAAAAUGAAUAUGAUGAAUACAUUCCAAAAUACAAUAGCAAUAUUUAUAAAAUGGUUGAACAAGAUGCUGGUAAUGUACACACUAACAAUAGGGCCCAAAAUUCGAAUGAACCUAUGAAUGAAAACAAACAACCAAUAGUUCGUAAUAAAUUAUUGGAUGAAUUAAAUUAUAGUAACAAAAAAAGUCAUUCAUCCUUAUUUGAUAAUAAAGAGAAAAUGAUAGAUAUUUCAUUAAUAGCUGAUAGAGCAAAGAAAAAUAUAUUUCCAGAAAUGAUUUCUCAUUCAAAUAAUAUACAUACUAAUUUUGAAAUGACUUCAACAAAACAUGAAAUGAAUAGUGACUAUAUAACAAAGGAAGAGGAUGAUAAGUAUACAUUUCAUACACUUAAAGAAAGAAUUGAAGAUAAUAAAUAUAAUAUGGAUGAUACAUAUAAAGAAUUAGAUUUGGAACAUGAUAAUAAUGUUUUGGAUGAAUAUAAUAGUAGAAACAGUUCUCCUGAAAUCGAUCAAAUAUUUAGUAAAUAUAAAAUAGAGGUAUCUAAUUUAUCCAAAUAUUUUGAUUUCCAUAAGACAGGAAAAAAAGAAAACUCUGAAAUUAAUUUGGACAACGACAAGGAAAACAACAAUAAUAACAAUAAUAAUAAUAUUAAAAUUAAUGAAAAUGAAAAUGACAGUGAAAAUGAUAAUGAUUUCAAUAUAAAUAAACCAUAUAAGAGUAAUAAUGUAAAAGAUAUGUUAGAUUAUUAUAUUAAAGGAAGUGAUAAUACAAUCAAUAAGGUGUUGACAUAUGUGUAUCCAAGUAAUUUCACUAGUAAUUAUAAUGAUUAUAUACUCAAAGAAGAAGAAAAAAUAAAGGAAAAAGAAGAAGAACAAAUAGAAAAAAAGAAAAAGAAAGAGAAACUAAAAGGAGAAGAAACUCGUCAAGAUUAUCAUGAUGACUAUGAUAAACAGAGUCAAAUGUCCUUCAAUAAUUUGAAUGAAUCAUCCAAUUUAGUUAUAAAUGAAACUAAUUAUAUAACAGAAGAUGUUUUAAAGGAUAUUCUAAAUAUGAAAGAAGAAAAGAUAAGUUUUGAAUAUUUUAGAAAUUGUUUCAGUGAUUUAAAUUAUGAUAUUAAGGUAUCAGAUAUACAUUUAUUAUAUAAUUGUAUUAGAGAGCAUCAACAACAAAAUAAUAUAAAUAUAAAAAACGAAGAUAUUGAAGAAAAAAAAAAUGUAAACAAUUCUAGUAAAACAAACAAUGUGGAUGAUCAUUAUAUAACUGUUCAAGAUAUAAGAUCUUAUAUAAUUGAAAGAAAUUCUAAAAAUAAUAAUUAUUACAAUGAAAUUAUUAAGAUGGUAGUACAUUUUAAUAACAUAUUAUUAUUAAUGUUAAACAAUAAUGAAACUGAAAUGAAAGAUAAAAUUUUAUUUGAAUUACUUUCAUUAAAAUUUGCUUCCAUAUUUAAUGACAUAUUGCAAUUAGAUAACAAUUUUGAUAACCUCAUUAAGCAUUUAAAUGAAAUUAUAAAACUAAUUUUAUGUGAAGAUUCGAAAAAGAAAAACCUCAGAAAUAUAAUAUCCACCUAUUUGAACAGCCAAAAAAUAUUAAUUCAUAAAAAUGAUAUGUUAUCUGAAUUAAAUAAAACCACGCAUAAGAAAAUGAAAAAAAAAAUUAACAAUGAAAAGGAAAUAACUAAAGAGAAGAAAAAGAAACUUAAUAUAAUAAAUGAAAAAGAUAACGAAAAGGAUGUUGUUAAUCAAUUUGUCGAUGAAAGUACUAAUGAAGAAGAAAAAGAUUCAGAUAAUACUACCUUAAAUGAUAAAACAAAAUCAGAUAAUAAAUCAUCGAAAAAGAAAGAAAGCAACACAAAAUUAGUUUACAGUUGUGAUGAAAUGAAAAGAAAAUUUAGGAAGAAUAGUAAGGUUAAAAAGAAUAAAAAGAAAAGAUCCACAAGUCAUAUAAAUCUACAUAAUACUACAGAAAUCAAUAAUGCACAAAAUGAUACUCAAAAUAAUACACGCAAUUUAACAAAAGAUAUAAUUAUGAAUGAGAUAAAAAAUACAAAGGAAAUAUGUAAAAAUGAGAAUUUGAAAAAAGAACAAAAUACAACAUGUUCUAAAAAGAAAAAGAAGAGAACAAGCACACCCUUUUCAAAAGAAUUUAUUAUAACGAGUGAUGUAGAUAGUAAUGAGAAAUCAAAUGAUGAAAAAAACAAUUCAGUUCAAGGUAAUAAUACAGAACAAGUUCCAUUAACUAAUAUAAUUGACAAUAUUAAUGAAAUAAAGGAAAAUCUUAUACAGACAACAUCCAAAAAAUUUGAAGAAAAAAAAGAGCAUGUAGAUGAAAAUAGUGAAGAAAGCCAAAAAAGUAAUGAAAUAAAAAAUAUUAGUGAAAAUAUUUAUAUUGAAAAUAAAAAGAAAAUAGAAAUAAUCAAUUGUACGAUAAAUAAUAAAAAUAAAGAAAAUCAUAAAACAGUAAUAGAAAUAAAAAAACAAGCAGUUCCUCUUAAGAGAAAUGAUAAAUCGAUUAAUAGCAUGGAUAUUAAAAAGGUUGCACAAUUCAAAAAUAAUAAUAAUAAUAAUAAUAAACACUUCAUGAAAAGUAUACCGAAUUAUAUAUUUAAAAAAGAUAUAGAGGAAGAAAUUGAAAGAAAAAACAUAAAUUUUGAAAAUAGAACAUACAAUAGUAAUCAUAUAAAACAUCAAAUUCAUCAUAUUAAUUCACCAUAUUUUAAUGAUUAUAUGAAAAGAUUUAGUUCAAUAAAUAAUGGAAUCCUUAGACAAGACUUAUAUCCUAUAUCACAAAAGAAUAACAAUAAUACUAAUAUGAUACAAAAUGAAAGAGUCAAUUAUAUUUUACCUAGUUUUAAUAAAAAUUUGAGUAAUAGUAAUAAUCAUAACAAUAAUAAUAUAAAUUAUGUAAAUAACGUAGAUAAAUAUAUCAGUGCAAAUCAUGAACAAAUUCCAUUACAUAAUAUGACCAUUAAUAAUGAAUUCCAUAAAAUGAGCAAUAAUAAUGUUAAUAUUAAUAAAAAUAAUGAGAUUAGAAGAAGCAUGCAACCUUUUAAACAAAAUAUAUAUGAUAACCAACAUUAUUAUUACCAUAACAAUCCACAUAUUCUAUCAAAUAAUAAUAUUAAUAAUAUUAAUAAUAUUCAAGAAAUGAAAGCAAAUAAUUAUUUAAGAAAUAAUGAACAAAUAUACAAAAAUUUAAUGAUGAAAAAUGCAAAUCCAAAAUAUUAUAAUACGGAGUAUCAAUAUAAUAAUCUUUUACAAAAUGAAAACAAGAUACCAUUCAUCUCCUCAAGCUCUAAAAGAAUUGCAGAUCAAAUACAUAUACAUAAAAAUAUUUGCGAUCAUUUAACUUCAGGAAAUAUAUACAAUGGUAAAAAGGAAGUACCUAUGUCAUUUGAUACCAAAGCCUUAAUUUUUAAUCAAAAUAAAAAAGAAUUGUUUGAAAGUUGCACUAAUGCAAAUAUAGUAGAAAAGUCUCAAAAAAUUACAAGUACGUCGUCAAAAGAAAAUAUUGAGCUACCAAGUGAACAAAAAGUAAAUAGAGAAAACACAAUAUUAGAAAAUGGAAAUGAAAUCAAUGUAAAUAGAGAAGAUACAAUAUCAGAAAAGAGGGAUGAAAAGAAUGUACAUAGAGGAGAUACAAUAAUAGAAAAUGGAAAUGACAAAAGUGUUAACAUAAAUAAGAAUAUAAUAUAUAAAGACGAUAGUAACGUUAUAUAUAGGAAUAAUAUGAGAAAAGCUACUCCGUUUGAAGGAAAAAGAUAUAGUAUUAGUUAUAAUAGAAUGAUGACCCCUAAUCUUUAUACAGGAUUUAAGAGAAAUAUUAAUAACAUAAAUUAUAAAAAUAAUUUCUUAUUAAGUAGUAAUGUUUCUAAAUGUUCUAAUAGAUAUGUUAGUUCUAAAAGUGACGUACACUCAUUAAAAAUACAAAAUGGAAAAUUAAUUAAUGAAAAUAUGAAACCAUCUAAAUUUGAAAAGGAUUCAUUAUUUACAUUAAAUUUAGAAAAAAAUGAUACGCAAUAUAAUGAAAAUACAAAAAAUGAAUUGAAUAAAAAAUCAACAUAUACUAGAUUCACUGAAAUAUUUACUGAUACAUUAAAAAAUUUUACACUAGGAAAUCGUAAAUCUUUUAGAUCCUCUACGGUUCAUGGAACAGUUUCUUCAUAUAAAAAUAUAGAUGACGAUGAAAAGGAAAAAAAUUAUAAAGGUAAUCAAUCAUUUAAUAAAAAGAAUUAUCAGAAAGAAGGAGGGAAAGAAGAGGGGAAUUAUAAAAAUGAUGAAGACAUGGAAAAUUUAAAUGAAAAACAGAAACAUGAGAUAGAAAAACAGAUUGAAGAACAAACAAACGAAGAACAAAAGAACAAUAAGGUGGAUGAUAAUUUAAUAAAAAGUAGCAAUCUAAAAACAUUUAUAGAUCAUUUGAAUUUCUUUCAAAGUAAAUGUAAAGCUAACAAAAGUUCCAUGGCAAAUAUUCGUGAAAAAAAACAAAACCACGAAUAUGUUAAUCAAAAGAAUGGAAAUGAUGACAAGUAUGAUAAUAACAAAAUGGAAGACAACAUGAUGAAAUUAAAUGAAUGUAAUAAUGAGAGUGGAAAAGCAAAUAAUGUAAAUGAAAAAAAGAAUAAUAAUAAUAAUAAUAAUAAUAAUAGUAAUAAUAUGAAUAAAUGUUACCUUUCUAAUUUAAAAAAGAAUGCCGAAAAAAUGAAUAAAACAAAUGAUAUAUUUAAUAAUAUAAGGAAUGGUUUAAGUAACGCUAUAAAUAGUGAAAAGGAAAAUGAUAUAAAGAAUGGUAACAAUUACAUUAAUGUUAGUAACAAUCGAAAUAAUGUUAAUGUCUCACAUAGUCAUAAUAAUCAUAUGAAACGAGCAAAUUAUAUGAUAAACAGUAACAAGACUGUAAAUUUUGAUAGCGAAUUUUCUAAAAAUUUAUGGAAUAGCAACAAUAAUACGUUAAACACAUAUAAUAUGAAUGUUCAGAAUUUUAAUAUUAAUAAUAAGAAGAAUUCGAAUGUACAAGUAUUAAAUAAUAUAGGUCAAUCUUCAUUUAAUGAUCAACAUGUAAACUCUCAAAUUGGUACUUUGAAUAACACAAUGGGAGAGUUUUUUUUCCCAUUUCAAAAAAGACACAGUACCUUGCAUAGCCGUUCUUCAAUAAAAAAUACUUUAGAUAAUGAUAAGAAAAAAAUAGCUAAUCUGAAAAUAAAAGAGAAUGAUAUGAUUAUGUAUGAUAUUAAUAGAAAUGAAAAUUCUUUUUCAAAUGAAAAUAAACAUAUUUUUAUUAGUGAAAAAGUAAGUUCCAUGUCACAAAAUAAUAAAGAAUUCCAUCCCAAUGUUUGUAAUAAUAAUAAAAGUAUUAGCAACAAUAACAAUACUAAUACAUAUAUGAAUGAAUAUAAUAAUAUGAAAAGGAACACCUUUUUUACAAACCCUUUUACGGAAGGAGAACAAAUACAAAAUAAUAACAGAAAUGUUGAUAUAAAUAAUAAUGAAUAUUUAAAUAAAACCAAAUUAGCUAGCUGUGGAAAUUAUUCAUCCUUUAAAGAAAAAAUAACUUCGAUACAUAAAAAUAUUGUUCCAACAAAAAAUUUCUAUUUAUUUAAUUCACAAGACAAGAGUAAUCAUAACUGCAUUUUAAAAACUUGUUCUUUACAUAAAAAUAAUGUAACUGAAGAUGAACAUGAAAAUAAGAUAAACAAUGAAAAGGGAGAAAAUUUGAUGAAGGACACAAAAAAUUUAUAUCAUGAUAAUGAAAAUAAUCAUAUAUCUAGCAAUUUUGUAAAUUCAUAUAAACAACAGAGUUCUUCUAAUAACAUGAAAGUUAUGCAAUGUGAAGAUGAAAAUAAUUUAUCUAUAGAACAAAUUAUGAAAAUACCUGGAGUAAAAUUGGGAAGAAAUUAUAUUCAAGACAUGGAUAUAUGCUCUGAUUGGUUAAAAUUUAAUGAUUAUGAUAAAAAAGUAAUUGAAGAAUCUUUAAAAAAUAGUUUAGCUGAUAAAAAUUAUCAAAACUUUCUUGAUACUACACAAUUCAAGAAUACCUUUUUUUCAAAUAUGUGA
Plasmodium reichenowi is the source of this 6843-nucleotide messenger RNA. RefSeq lists its product as hypothetical. NCBI's taxonomy places the organism in Eukaryota, Apicomplexa, Aconoidasida, Haemosporida, Plasmodiidae. Bases 1 to 6843 code for a protein of 2280 amino acids. The transcript has a single exon. The record is from RefSeq and is a predicted model, not a curated record.